Messenger RNA from Bactrocera tryoni, 2811 nucleotides. RefSeq lists its product as uncharacterized. Bases 481 to 2559 code for a protein of 692 amino acids. The transcript is spliced from 8 exons. The record is from RefSeq and is a predicted model, not a curated record. NCBI's taxonomy places the organism in Eukaryota, Metazoa, Arthropoda, Insecta, Diptera, Tephritidae.
UCAGAUCGCAUUGUAUUGUCAAGGAGCGUCAACUUGUCGCGAACUGUAGCGGAUGUCCGCUGCCUAUUGUUCAGAAAAAAAAUAAAAGAAUAAAUUGGUAUGAGUAGAGUAACAAAGUAAGCGCUAGAGUGCAUUAACAAAGAAAACAUUGAAGCAUUGCGAAUUGUUAAAAAACGAACAACAACAACAAGUGAAUAAAAUAAACGUGCAACGCUUGCGGCGUGAAAUCUGUGCGAUUUGUUGUAAAAAUAUUGAAAAAGGUUUUUUAUGUGGCGCAACCAACAGCAGAAAAUCUGAAAGCGGGAAAUUAGAGCGUAUCAAGUUUGAAAAAUCGAACAGAAUGGAUGAGGACCACGACGACGACAACAUAAUAUGAGAUCAGAUGGGGCUGUAAAGCCCCACCAUAAAGCUUUCGUCUCCACUGCUCACGGCAGUCGUAGUAAAGACGCUAAACUAUACAUACGAAACAAAUGUUAGCGAAUGAAUGUGAGGAAAAUACAACGUUCGUAUCAACCAUUGUUAUCGCUUCAAAUAAACACUGUUGCUGCCGCCGUUCACACAACUGCCGCUUCUGCUGUUGCUGAUGCUUUCGUGAUCGUCGUCGUCGUUGUCGUUGUCGUCGUCGUCGUCGUCGUUGUUGCUGUCGCCGCAAAUGUUGCCGUUAUUGCUGAUUAUCGAACAGUCUAUGUUACACUGCGGCUCGGACCAGAUAGUAAUAGCAAAGGGAAUCGUAAGAGGCAUACCCAACAUUACAACAGCAACUACUUAAAAAUAUUAAUAACAACAACAAAAAGAAAAACAAAAACGUACACAAUUAAAAACAAUGCACGCCAUUGUUAUGAGCCGUUAGACGAUCAAAACAAUCGCAAUGCUAUUAUAAAAUGCGACAAGAAAAACAUUCUAGAAAAAUAUAAAUGUGUAGUUUUUAAAAUUAACAAAAAUACAAUUAACUCUACGAAAGCUUUAACACGAAAUAACGAAAACACCGAUUUUAAGGAUACUCGUCUAAGUGAAAUGGCCAGCAACGUACAUAAAAUGGAAACGUCUCUGAAUAUUUCGCCAUCGGUGGAACGCCACGACGCCGAUGUCGAUCGCGGCGUGUCCGUGUCAGGCAAUUACAAUCAGAAUGUCACAACUAAGUCCAAUACUAAAAGUAGUGCAUUCCUAACGUUGCCAUUUCUAACGGUUUUCUGGCUAUCAAUUUGUGGUUUCGCCACUUCAUUAUUCAAUAUUCAAGCGUUCGCCGCGAAAAUGCUGCGCCUACAAGAAUCGCUAGUACUGUGUGGCAUUACGGGCAACAACAACCAACAUCAUGGGAAACCAAGUGGCGGCUCACCAUUAGUGCCAUCGCUGCUGACACAGUUGCCUGUGCAUAAGCCGUUGCCGCCACGACUACCCCGAACAGCCGCGGCCGCAGCAUCCACAUCACUAGUUGGCAGUGACUUGUGCGCCAGUUCAUUUACGUCAAUGAUUUCUGCACCGCAAACACGUGUCCCUUUCACCAUUUCGUAUGUGUUCUAUGCCAUGUUCAUCCUUUUCCUGUUGCCCACGGUGCACAGCGAUGAUGGUGACAAUUUCUUCUUAGUCAACACAUUCAGCAUGAGCCCGGAAACUACCACCCCACCAUUCGACUAUGCCAGCCGAGGACAAAAGAAGUUCGGCGAUAAGUGUGAGAACACAUUGGAGUGCGGCUUUCCAGGUUCCAUUUGUGAUGCUAAGAAGAAGUCAUGUCAAUGCACUGAGGAUUUACCGGUGACCAAUCAUAUUGAUAAAUGUGGAAAAGAGGCUGCUGUGAAUGAGUCUUGUUUCUUUAACGAACAAUGCGAGGUAAAACACUAUCAAACCGAAUGCCGUGAUGGACGCUGCGCUUGCCGUUAUGAAAUGAUGCCCUUUUGGGGCAAAGAUGGGACAGUCGAAUGCAAGGGGCGCGGCGACAAGCGUGGACCAGAGACCUAUAUCGAUCCGGCAAUGAUUGGCGUACUGGUAGGAAUGGCAUUGAUGUUUAUUAUAAUUUGUGUCGUCCUUCGAUUAUUUAGCCAGGCACGUUGGCGUGAGAACCGGACAAUUUUCAACACACCGAAUCCACGUCUCAUGAACGUAUCGCUUUUGCGUGAUAGCAAACUCUUGCACGGCCAGGAGCGACGCGGCUCGCGUAUGUCGGUGCGAGCACCGUCGCGCCAGCCGAGCAUGGCUUCGCUACGUCCGCAUUCGCCGAAUCCGUCGUUAGGUAAGACAGAUCACAAAGCAGGGCGUAUGACGCGCUCCAAGAGCAACACUCGUUCAAGUGACUCCCGUGUUAGCGACGUUUCGAAUUGCUCGCGUCUGCUCGAGCAUCCCCACACCACCAUUCACGCACCGCAUACAUACGCGCCGUACACGCCGACCACACACACAACGUACCACCACCACCAACAGCCACCAUCACCACAAUCACAACCGCCAGAGCCGCCACAGUCCAAUGCAACUGCCACAGCCACAGCGAAUGCGGAUACCGACAUCGAGACGGCUAUGUGCUUGACCACGCCGCCAGCCGUCGCCAUCAAGGCGAACAAAUUCUGAAUGAACCGUUCCAAAUUGCCUACUCUAAGCAUAACGAUGGCUACAUAAGCGCGAGUAUGUGGGUCGAAGGCGCAGGCAUUAGCUGUGCUCGGUAUCCCAGUUGACAACAACACCAAUAAGUGCAUGGUGCGUUCAUUUCCGCAUACAGACACACACAGACAUGGUCACAUUCGGGCAGCGCCAGCGCGAGCAACGCAUCAGCCACGUCUAUACGUUCGACGCGUAGUAAUUCCGUGGCACCAGGCAAUGUAG